AGGCCAGAAGAGCAUUAAGGGACCUAAUACUGAAAAAACACCUUCGCUCGUUACGACACUCAAAAGGUUUUUUCUAUGCCCAUGCUAACAAAGGGGGCAAAUAUCUGGCACGCCUGCUGAAGGGCACAGCGCCCUGCACCCAGAUACGUAAAUUAUGUCUUGCAUCGGGCACCAUCUCCCCCUUCCCACAGGAGAUAGCGGAGGAGUUCAAGAACUAUUACCAGGCCCUCUAUAAUCUCCCCGCACCCGGAGGGAACGAUCGUAGCCUGAACAGAACCACAGCAAUGACCAACUACCUACACAAUAACGUCACGGAGAUGGUUAAUCCGGACUCAGCAUCAGCCCUGGAUGCACCUAUCAGCACAGAGGAACUGGCAGCGGCCCUAAAAAAUACCAAAACUUGGAAAAGCACCGGGACCAGACUGCUUUUCCACAGAAUACUAUAUGAAAUUUGCAGGAAGGCUCCUGCCAUGGCUCACAAAAGCUCUAAAUGCUGUGGCAGACG
This is a messenger RNA of Pelobates cultripes (western spadefoot toad), 505 nucleotides long. Lineage: Eukaryota; Metazoa; Chordata; Amphibia; Anura; Pelobatidae. The record is from the annotation of a GenBank genome assembly.